GUAUGUUUCAUUAUCAUUUCAUAGCCGCCCUUUCUUCUCUAAAGAUCAAGCUUCUACACCUGAAAAGAGAAAAUGGAUUCCCUGAAUUUUCUCCAGGAAUGGUGUCAAGGAAAAACAAUCAUCCUCUAUUUUCUUGUCUUAUUUUCUCUUCUGCUGCUAUUCCAGCGCACAAGAAGCAGCAAACUCAAUCUACCACCAUCACCACCAAAGCUACCCAUAAUCGGAAACCUUCACCAGCUAAGUACACUCCCAUAUGAGUCCUUCAGAAACCUUUCGAACAAGUACGGCCCUCUGAUGCUCCUGCACCUAGGCAGUGUUCCAACUCUCGUGGUUUCAUCCUUAGAGACGGCUGAAGAAAUCACCAAAAAACAUGAUAUUAUUUUUGCAGACAGACCUUCCUUGACUAGUGUAGCUAUCGUGUUCAAGGAUUGCCUUGACAUGGCAUUUGGCCCAUACUGCGAGUACUGGAGGGGAGCAAGGAAGCUGUGUGCUCUUCAACUCUUGAGCCAGAGAAGGGUCCAAGCGUUUCACUUCGUAAGGGAAGAAGAAGUUGCGAAGAUGGUUGAGAAGAUCCGGCUUUUGAGCAUCAAUGGAGCUGCAAUUAACAUCAGUGAUCAUUUCAUGUCUCUAUCACAUAACGUAUUAUCAAAAUCAGCUUUUGGUUGCCUAUAUGAUGGCGAAGGUGGCAAGUAUAAGAGUUUCGGAGAAAUGGCGAGGAGGACAAUGGACCUUCUAGCAUCCUUCUGCUUCCGUGAUUUGUUUCCAUACUUGAGUUGGAUCGAUCAUUUAACCGGCUUGGUUGGGAAUUUGGAGGAAAUCUCCAGAGAAUUAAACGAUUUCUUCGAUCGAGUGAUCAGAGAACGCCAGGCGUUAAUGAAUGAUGAUAAUGAGCAGUACUUGGUCGAUAUUCUUCUACGUCUACGAAUGGAGGGGACUGAGCUUGAUCUGUCUCGGAACAACGUUAAAGCAAUUCUAAUGGACAUGUUCAUUGUGGGGACAGACACUACAGCGGCAACCAUGGAUUGGAUGAUGUCGGAGCUGAUGAAAAAUCCAAGAAUAAUGAAUAAAGCUCAAGAAGAGGUAAGAAGAGUGGUCAGAAACAAAUCAAACAUAACUGAAUCUGAUAUAAACCAGAUGGAAUACUUGAAAUGUGUUAUGAAAGAGACUGUGAGAUUUCAUGCUUCAGCAAUGAUGCGCCGACAAACAUCAGCAAGUAUUAAGCUCCAAGGCUAUGAUAUUCCGAAGAAAACAAGGGUGUUCAUAAAUACAUGGGCAAUUCAGAGGGACUCCAAAUUGUGGGACAGGCCAGAGGAGUUUCUUCCGGAGAGAUUUCUCAACUGUUCACAAGAUUCUAAGGAACACAAACAGCUCUUGUUUUCAUUUGGUACUGGGAGAAGAUUUUGCCCUGGAAUGUCUUAUGCGUAUGCAGAAACAGAAUAUGCAAUAGCUAACUUGCUGUACUGGUUUGAUUGGGAGUUGCCUCAUGGGACAAGAGCAGAGGAUCUGGACAUGAGCGACAAAUAUACACUUAUUAUUCGCAGGAAGACACCCCUUUGUGUUGUGGCACAUGCACAUAGUCCAUAGGCCGGGAGGAAACUAUUAUAAAAGUUGUCUGAAAGAAAAAUCUUUGCUUGUUUAAUGUGAUGUGUGUGAUUAUAUCUAAUUUCUUAUUUCUAGUAUGCAAAUCACUGGAUCUUGUCCUUCA
This is a messenger RNA of Manihot esculenta (cassava), 1705 nucleotides long. Its product is annotated as cytochrome P450 71A1. Gene Ontology annotation, molecular function: iron ion binding; heme binding; oxidoreductase activity, acting on paired donors, with incorporation or reduction of molecular oxygen. The transcript has 2 exons. The record is from RefSeq and is a predicted model, not a curated record. The coding region runs from base 73 to 1584 and encodes 503 amino acids. NCBI's taxonomy places the organism in Eukaryota, Viridiplantae, Streptophyta, Magnoliopsida, Malpighiales, Euphorbiaceae.